AUACCAGGGUCCAUGGUUUACUCUUCUCUUGUUCUCCCCUCCUUUCCUACCAUCUCCUUAUCUGAAUCAGCUGAUUAUUGUUUUCGUAUUUCUAACGAAACAGACCGUUGCCGUAGUUAUGAUACGUGAUAUCUUUUAACGAACGUCGUUUCGGAACAUCCUCGUCGGUGCAUUUAACCAGGCAACGAGUUUGAUAAUUUGUCGUAAUUAGGAAUUGUACCGACGAGUUUAAUAUUUCGAAGAAGAAGAUUGACGUUUCGCGGGCGGGGUGACAUCAUUAUCGUUUUCUGGUUGUGUUGUGUCAGUCACUCGCAGAAUGACGCAGUAGAAGGUCGUCUCAGAGAUGGCGAACUUCCCAGUAUGAAAAUACAAUUUUAUGGCGAGGUACAAAUCUUAAGUUUGGGAAAAAAAAAUGUCUGCAGACUCUCCAAGGCGUGGUGCGCAUAAAGGAGUUCAAGUUGUAUCACCUCAACCAAUAGUCGACCGAUCAAUUAUAGACAGUGUUGCAGGAAUUAUUAAUGAUAUUGUUCCACAGGCUUAUGCUGGAACUCAAAGUUCUGAAAAUAAGGAGUCUAUAACAUGGGCAAGAUUUGAGUAUGCAGACAUUAAUGAUCCAGCCUUGUAUCCAGAUUACAAUGAAGGUUCUAAUACACCACCUUUAUUAUUGGUGCUUGGUUAUACAACUGGAGUUCAGGUCUGGUUAAUAACAGCAGCUGGAGAAGCAACUGAAGUGUUAUCAUGGCGUCAAGGAGUGGUUCGCACUCUGAGAAUUUUACCGAAUCCAAAGACUGAUGAUGAACAUGCUGAUCUGUUUGAGUUGAAACGGCCAAUGGUGGCAAUUUGUGAUUCAGCAGGACCUGGACCACAAUUUUGCAAUAUUAGUUUUAUUUCACUAAAAACUGGGGAACAAGUUAAAAGCAUCAAAUUUAAGAAUCCUGUUUGUGACAUUUUGGCAAAUAAGCGAUCCAUAGUAGUAACAUUUUUAGAAAAAAUUGCGGUAUUUGAUGCCAGAACAUUGGAUGAUGUAUUAACAGUUACCACCUGCUAUGCCAGUCCAGGUCCAAACCCAAACCCUGUUGCUUUAGGAACGAGAUGGCUUGCUUAUAGCGAGAAAAAGUUAUUGCCAGCGAAAAGAAGCAGUGGUGGUUGUGAAGGUGAAGGCGUUCAAAGUUAUACUGCAACUGUUCUUUACGCAGCGAAAUCAUUGGGCAAAGGUUUACGUGGUUUAGGGGAAACUGUUGCUUCAAGUUUAACUGGUAACUCGGUAUCGCCAGUAGUUAUUAAUAAUACAGGCAGUGACGUGACCCAGCCAGGAGUAAUUACGAUAUUAGAUUUACAAGCAGCAAAGGAGGAAAAUGAAUCGGACGAUGUAAAUAUGGAGACUAUAGUUGCUCAUUUUACUGCCCAUAGUGAUGCAAUCGUUGCCAUGACUUUUGACUUAAGCGGUGCACUAUUAAUGACCGCUGAUAAAAGGGGGCAUGAUUUCCAUGUAUUUAGAAUUCAACCACAUCCAGGUGGACCCACUUUGGCAGCAGUACAUCAUUUGUACAUUUUACAUCGUGGAGAUACUACUGCGAAAGUACAGGAUAUGGUGUUUUCAAGUGAUACCCGUUGGGUGUCCAUUUCUACUGUACGGGGUACUACUCACGUUUUCCCAGUAGCACCAUAUGGAGGACCGGUAGGAAUACGAACUCAUUCCACGCCUCAUGUUGUAAAUAGGCUUUCAAGAUUUCAUAGAAGUGCUGGUUUAAUGGAUGAUGGUACCAGAUCUCAUUCCCCUGUGUCUCAUACAGAAUUGCCUUUGUCAGUGUAUCCAUAUUCUAAUCCAAGACUUCCACCGUAUCCUCAUCCGACAAUUUUACAUCCUCUGGCGCAGAUACGACAGCCAUCUUCGUUGAACCAUGUAAACAGCCAAGUUCAACAAAGUAGACCGCAACAAAGACAACGAUUGCACUCAGACGAUAGUGGAACAUUACCAUUAAAAAUAUGUACUUGUUUCGCACCGCCAAGAGCUUGGAUGUAUGCACAAAGAGAAUCCACUGCAAAAGUUAUGAAGAGAGCAGUCGAUUCUUUGUUUAUCAUGGCGUGCCACGGAAAUUUGAUUCAGUACGAUUUAGAACCUAGACCAGCUGCAGGUGUACCAAAGGAAAAAGUAUGCGACGAUACAAUGAUAGAAUUAGAAGUUGAAGCUAAAGGCCAAUGGCCUCUCCUGAGAUCUCCAAACUCUUUAGAAAUUGUACCACCUUUGUCAACAUCUAGCCCUCUAUUGAGUGUUACUACUGUACCGAAAGACAUUCAAGACGGUGAUUUAGCAGAAGAUCGUUGGUUAAGUCAGGUAGAAAUCGUAACACACGCUGGUCCGCAUAGGCGACUUUGGAUGGGUCCUCAGUUUGUCUUUAAAACUUACAAUGCAACCAGCGGAGCUCCUGUGAACCUGGUUGAAGCAGAGGCAGUCGAAAUUGGAAUAACUGGUGGUUCUCGUCCAGCAAGAUCAAAUCCAGUCAACAUGCCGCAUGCUGCGUCUAGAUCAUUGGUACCCGUGGUUAUUGAUGGAUCAGGAAGCAGUUACGAACAAUCUCCAAGGUUCGUAGAAGCGUAUGGCGAUUCGUUAGAUAGUGAAAAUACUGGGGUCGGAGGUGGUGAGAAUCAGUUAAGAGAAGAUUUGGCAGAAGCUAUGCUGGAAACAUCGAUCGCGCCUCAUCGUGCACCAGGGAGGCGAUCGGUAUAUGAGAGGGUGGGUCAACCGGUAACUAAAGUCGUCAACCCUUUGGGCACCGUGAUUACUGUGUCGGCCGACGAGGAGGAUGUAAACUCCAGUCAGGAGUUUGACUCCGUGGAGGAGAGCUACAUGCCGGAGCCACGUAGGAGCGUGUGUGCCGAAGAAGGUCCGGCAUCUCUCGGCGAUCUCGAGCCAGAAAGCCAAACUCUGCGUGACCUCACUGAGAUCUGCGCGGAAAUGCGUGCAGCUAACGAGCCUGCGAUAGACAGUGUACCUGACGAGAACAUUCGCGAAGUGAAGGAGAGGAAGGCUCUUUGUGUCGAAAUCGCGGCUAUCAACGAACCAGGAAGCACCUGUAUUGAUUUCGGGAAGGAAGAAGCUUUUCAUGAUGUGCCGACUAGCUUGAGCCUCUGCGUUGAGCAAGGUGAGAUACCUAGUAGCCCUAUGACUCAGGCUAAACAAGCUGUUUGGUGUAAGAGAUUCGAUAAGAGAGCAGGCAAAGGUGCUCACGAGAGAAGUAUCUCUGAGGCCCAAUACGUGAUGAACUGCGACGAUGAAAGCGUCGUGUUGAUGGAAAAUAAACUAGCUCACGGGAAGAAAAACGUCUUAAUGCACUGUAAGGCAGAAAGCAAGAAGACUUACGAGUCUGAAAAACCUGCAAAAAAAUCGGGAGGAAAUGGAUGUAGAACAGAGACUAAAACAGUGAUGAAGAAAUACGUUCUUAAGGAGCACGAAGACAGCAUCGUGAUUGAAGAUACGGUUCGCGAAGAGUCUAAGUACAAUUGUAGUAAAAGAAAAGGUUGCGACAAGGAUACGGUUGAUAAAGAACCUGUAAAAGAGAUUGCAGGCAAAUCUAAAGGGAAAUCGAAGUCUUCCGUGAGUCAAGAAUGCAAAGAAACGAAAAUUGAGUGCAGUACAGAAAGUAAACCAAUUGUAGAACUAGAACGUAUAAAAGAAGAGGCUGACAAUAAUGACGAUUUUAAAUCAAUGAUUAAUGUUGACGUAAUAAUUAAAGAUAUAGAUAAAUACAAAUCACCGCCAUCAGAUUCAACCGAUGAUUUCAGUUCCAGCGAGUAUCACAUAGUCGAAACCGCUAGUUGUGGCAAGGAUAGUAUCCUAAUUCAAUCCGAUGAGGAUAUCGAGCACAUUCAAAGUUCCGAAUUACAUCAAUCUGAAUGUAUCGAUAGUGAUAAAUACGCGGACAUAAUAAGUUGCACGAGUUCUUCGCCUCUUAUGCAAAGGAAAAAUAGUAAAAACACCAUAUCUGAUGAUGACUUGGAAUACAUUCACUCUUCUGAGCUAAUCGAGGCUUCUAAUAAAGUGUGCAAGGAAGAUUUGAAGCAGGAAGCCAGCGAUACUGACUUGAUUACAAGUAAAAGUAAACAAGUGUUUUCUGAUGACGAUCUAGAACAUAUUCAGCACUCUGAUAUGUAUUCUGACUGUGUUAGAGAUGUUCCGGAAAAGAAAAAAUCUCAAGAGACGGAACAGCCGCCGAAAUCCAAGAGUUCGAAGAAAGUAAGGGACAUUGUAGUGAUUGAGAGCGAUACAUCAGCAGCUGAUGUGACAGUAAUCUUUAAACCAGUUGAAAGUUGGAAGAACAAGGGUACAGAGAAGAAAGAAGACCUUGAAGAAUGCACAACUGCAAAAGAAACAGUUCGUUCGCCUGUAAACGAAAGUACUAGUCCUCUGAGAACACCUAAGACUCGAUCUGCAAAAACUUCGCCUUCUAAUGUUGUUCCAAAACGGUCUCAAGUAGGAAUCGAGAUCAUUGAUAUUGACGCGAUGAAAAAAGCCGAGAUGGAGGUUUUCGUCGAUGUAACAUCUACUCCAGAAUGUCAGGUUUUACCUGGAUCUGAGGUCUGUGGAACUCGCUCAAGAAAAUCUCGAAAAAGUAAAAAAUCGUACGUUGAAAGUAACGUACAAAGUACUGCCGAUGUUCCAGCCGAGUCUGUGAAGGCUGUCGAAGAAACUGUAAAGGACUCGACUCAGGAAGAGGUUCCCGAAGUUUCAUGGAGCGCUGUCGUGAAGAAAAAAAGCGGUUCUCCAGUCGUGAAAUCUGAAAUGCGAAUAGAGGAUGAUAAACCUGUUAAGCUAGGAGAUACAAUGGAAUCAGUAGAGGUGGUGAAACGUACUCCUAUUUUGGAAAAGAUUGAUUCUAUUAAGAGAAAGGUACACGAGUCUCUGUCAAGGACGAACUCGCAGGUGAUUGAAAAGCUUCGAGAGGCUGUAACUGAACUAGAUUUUGAAGACCCUCCAGUUCAGACAGAAGUUUCUUGGAGUUCGAUUGUGAAAAAGAAGAAUGUCGAGCACGAAACUAAACAGGAUUUCGAUGUUGAUCCAGUGGUAGAAGAGUCGGAUAUCGAAAACCGGAAAAUUUGUCACAAACGCGUAGAAUCUUCAUCUAAAUCCUCGUCAAUGAUUGAGGAAUUGAGAGAGGCCGUUACAGAGCCAAACGUCGAAGAAGAAACUUCUACUCAGCCAGGCUCUUGGAGCUCAAUCGUAAAGAAGAAAAGUUCGGAAUCAACCUCACAGAGAAAUUCUGAAGAAAGGGCUCGUAAAAAACUACAUUCUCCCUCAGACUCGUUGGAAAUCGACAGCAAUCAAAAAUUUAAAUCGUCUUUGGACAAGAACUCCGAAAAUUUAGUUGCUGAAUCCAUCGAAGAAUCUUCGAAAUUCUCGAGUACGUCUGUUGAUCGAAUUUCUUCAAAAGAGAAGGAAAGUACGAAGUUGUCAGUUCAUUUAGCUUCAUUAGAAGAAAAGGAAAGUACAAAGCUUUUAAAGUUUGACGCUAAGAGCGAAAUUGUUGAGGAAACUUCGAGCGAGAAUAAGAGUUAUAGUAUCACGAAUCCCACAUUUUCGAAAGAAGAUUCCUCGGAACCUGAACGAGAUAUAGAGAAGAAGAGCGACUCUGAACAGGAGAUCAUACCAGAGCGUUCAAGUUCCUCAGACGAAAUGAAUGCAAACAUUGUGUUCACGCAUGCUGAGGGUGAUUAUUUGAAGAGUGAAACAGUGGAGAGAAACGUGAUGAGCGGCUCGAUCUCAGUUUGUGCUACGUCGAAGAAAGGCAACAGGUCGAAGAAAAAAAAACGCAGAUGAGUAGAGGAUUGCAUGGAUGUACCUAAGGCCAGCCUUGCCCUCUAUAUACUCCUAAUGCAAAUGACGGGAGCCGAUUAGCAGGAAUACAAUGCCAGAACAUUCUUCAGUUCUCGUUCGUCUGCUUAAAUCAUCUUACAGAAAGUUUCAAUUAUCCUGUAAGAGAGAAGGGGGGAUGGAACUAAAUACGUUUUGAUUCGGUAGCAACGAUGUCUGUAAUUUUCGUGUGCGUCAGAUUUCAUAUUUUUGAGAAUCUUUUCUAAAACAAAUCACAAGCUGUAUUAGAAAUACUGAUUAGAAUGCAUUGACUUAGCACUUAAACGGUCGGCCAUUAAUAUUCAUACGAUUUUUACAUUUUUCAAUAAUUAUUAACAACUUCUGAAAUAAGUAUUCAUUAGAAAAUCUAUUUUUGAGGACUUUAGACCUUUGUUUUAACUCUUUCGCCGUUACCAUAGUUAUUUGCUUCUGAUUGACUAUUAAAUAAAGAAAAUAAUUAAGAAAUUAACAUGAAGGAAUAGAAUUGAAUAAAACAAGUUAAAAUAAAUAUAAAAUAGGUCGAGCAGAUUAAAAUUCGUAAUGAAAUAAAUCAUGAAUCCGUGUGAUGAA
Messenger RNA from Megachile rotundata (alfalfa leafcutting bee), 6418 nucleotides. RefSeq lists its product as uncharacterized. Gene Ontology annotation, cellular component: cytoplasm. Gene Ontology annotation, molecular function: protein binding. NCBI's taxonomy places the organism in Eukaryota, Metazoa, Arthropoda, Insecta, Hymenoptera, Megachilidae. Gene Ontology annotation, biological process: autophagy; response to starvation. The record is from RefSeq and is a predicted model, not a curated record.